GCACAGGCGCCGCUUGCUGCGGCCGUGGUGCUCCAUGACCUUCCACAGUGUGGGGGGCUCAAUAGAGUGCACCUCGCAGAGUACCUCCACAUCAUGGACUCGGGCAAGAGGCGCUUGCCCUGGACGCGCCCUGGCGUCCUCUCGCCGGCAUUCCUAGAGGUAGGCACCAACGCGCGCGCGGUGCUGGAGCUCACGGGCUGCGCCGCCGAGUCGGACGAGGCGGGCCUGCAGCAGCUGCAGGAUGCGGUGGCCCGGCUGUGCCCGGCGAGCGUGGUCUACAAGGGCCCGGAUGGGGAAGUCCGGUUCCCGCUGAGGUCCAGGAUCCAGUGGUGCGCAGUCCAGGCCAAGGCACGUGCCUUUCUCAAGGUGCUCCAAACGUGGGUGCGUGGGGCGGCCGGGAUCCACGCCCGGGCCUCCAGGCCGUUGAGCGCGGCCCUCGCCUACGGUCUAGGCAAGAGGCCCAGGGCGCCGAAGAGGGGCCGCGCUGAGCAGGAGGCAGACGCAGUCUAG
Prorocentrum cordatum is the source of this 510-nucleotide messenger RNA. The record is from the annotation of a GenBank genome assembly. Lineage: Eukaryota; Dinophyceae; Prorocentrales; Prorocentraceae.